CGUGAUUCUCUCAUCAAUGGUAAAGGGAGCAUAACAUAGAUCUCUGCUUGUAGAAAGCUACUGUAAAUACACAUAGAAUCAUAGAUAGAGAAUAAUGUCUGGGAAUUCUAGUUCCGAUAAUUCCGCACUUUCAGGAGGAGGAGGAGGAGCCGCGAAGAAUGAUGAAAAGAAGAAGAAUUGGUCUACGUCCCCUUCAACUCUUUUCAAUCACUUUGCCACAAGUGGUCUUUCCGUCGCAAUUGCUACAUCAAUUACUCAUCCUCUAGAUGUAUUGAAAGUGAGGCUACAAAUGCAACUUGUUGGUCAGAAAGGUCCUUUGAGUGGAAUGGGACAAUUAUUUUUAAGUGUGGUGAAAAAUGAAGGACCUAAGUCUUUGUAUCUGGGUUUGACACCUGCUUUAACAAGGUCAGUGGUUUAUGGAGGACUACGCUUGGGUUUGUAUGAACCUUCUAAGCAUGCGUGUGAUCUUGCUUUUGGCUCCUCCAAUGUUUUAGUUAAAAUUGCUUCGGGAAUGUUUGCUGGUGCUUUUGCAACUGCACUGACCAAUCCAAUGGAAGUUCUCAAGGUGCGUUUGCAAAUGAGUUCAGACAUGGGAAAGAGUGGACCAAUUGUAGAGCUUCGGAGGACUAUAUCUGAAGAGGGAAUCAAAGCUCUGUGGAAGGGGGUGGGCCCUGCCAUGGCCAGAGCAGCUGCCUUGACCGCAUCCCAGUUGGCUACUUAUGAUGAAACCAAGCAGAUUCUAGUCAAGUGGACAUCUCUCAGAGAAGGAUUUCAUCUACAUCUGAUCUCCAGCACAGUUGCAGGGAUACUGAGCACCCUCAUAACUGCUCCCGUGGAUAUGGUUAAAACACGUCUCAUGUUGCAACGAGAAUCCAAGGGUGGUAGAAUAUAUAAAAAUGGCUUUAACUGUGCAUACCAGGUCCUGCUUAAGGAGGGUCCAAGGGCACUUUACAAAGGGGGCUUUACAAUAUUUGCAAGAUUAGGACCACAAACCACAAUUACAUUUAUAUUAUGUGAGGAGCUAAGGAAACAUUCUGGCUUGGACGCAAUUUAGUGACAGGAGUCUCCACUGCUGACUAUACUGAUUCUUGACGUGCUGAAUAACUACUCUUUUUGCAUUCAAGCCGCGGUUGGGGAAUUCUUUUCGAUAGUUAAUAUCUACAUUCUACAUUGGUGAUUUGAGGUUUGUUCCCAGAGAGCCAACCAGAUCAUAUUUUUACUCACAAUUAUGCAGACCCUUUUAAGUGAUUAUUGUUUUGCUCCUUCUGAUACCACCACCAUUGUAUUAGUAUAAACAAAAGGAUGUUGAUUCUUUUGUUUCUAUCACCAUCACAUCACUGUAUUAUAGAGAAAAUAAUAUUGCUCAACCCCCAGAUUAAGAAGGGACUUCUCUCUCAAAUGUUGCAGUCUAGUUUCUUAUACUUUAGUUCUGCUGGUUCUAUAAUUUUGGUUGACGAGUUAUUUAAAUUGCGUGGGAUUUUGAAGAAA
This is a messenger RNA of Trifolium pratense (red clover), 1488 nucleotides long. RefSeq names its product mitochondrial substrate carrier family protein ucpB. NCBI's taxonomy places the organism in Eukaryota, Viridiplantae, Streptophyta, Magnoliopsida, Fabales, Fabaceae. Bases 95 to 1054 code for a protein of 319 amino acids. Gene Ontology annotation, biological process: transmembrane transport. The transcript is spliced from 9 exons. The record is from RefSeq and is a predicted model, not a curated record.